Cuscuta campestris is the source of this 1307-nucleotide messenger RNA. NCBI's taxonomy places the organism in Eukaryota, Viridiplantae, Streptophyta, Magnoliopsida, Solanales, Convolvulaceae. The record is from the annotation of a GenBank genome assembly.
CAUUUAAUAAUUUCGAGGGUGCAAUUGUGCAAACUGAGUUUUAAACGUUUUUGUCCCGCUGUUCGCAACAUUUGAAGGCGAGAACAUUGACGAACUUAGAGGAGCUGAUUCCAAUUGGAGCGAGUGCGCGGAGAGAAUGGUCCUCUUGCAGAAGCUGGUAUUCAAGCGAACGAUGGAGAGAAUCACCAGUCCUAGCACCGAAUCUGCUUUCAAAGAGAGAGGCGUUCUCAGCGUCAACGAGUUCAUCCUGGCCGGCGAUAAUCCCGUCUCCAAAUGCCCUACCUGGACUUGGGAAUUGGGCAAGCCUAGCAGGAGAAAGUCCUUUUUACGGGCUGAGAACCAAUAUUUGAUGACUCAAAAUGAAAAAGACUGUUAAGAAGAAAGUAAUAGAUGUCCUGAUGUCAAGAGGAGUUGAACCUGAAGUUGACAUCUCCUUGUUUGCGAAGUGCAGCAUCAGGAUAUGAUGAGAUUCAUGGAACAACAAUUUUGGGUUUCAUUUUUAUGGACACUGAAGAGAAAUACGUAAAAAUUGUCAUGGCAUGUGACAGCAAAUCUAGCCUCAAAAAUGGCACAGUAGUUGAUGAACAGAAGAAGUUUCUACAUAUCAAAGGCUGUAAUGCUUUAGUGUAACUGGCAGGCUCUGCCAAAGAAAGUGAAGGAAUUGCAAACGAACUAAAGAACAAGGUUACAAAUGACUUGGAGGAAUUAGUUCGUGCUUUCGACGAAAAGAUGACCACCGCCUAUGAUUCUGGCUUUGUAGUAGGUUGCCUAAGUCCGGGCCGAGAGCGUCCGCAUGUCUUCAAAUUCGAACACGGGAAAUGGACACCUGUAAAAACCGCAGCGAGUCAAGGUUAUGAUGGAUCUAGAGGUAAUCAAGCUAGCAAGUUUCUAAACUUUAGGUACUUAUUAUUUAAUUAAUUUGUAUCUAAUGCACAAAAAUAUACAUCACACAAAUUUUAUCCACUUUUGAUAGUAAUUUUCACCUCAUGUUUAGGAACAAUUUUAAACCUGUGAAAGUGGAUAAAAUUUGUGUGAUGUAUAUUUUUGUGCAUUAAAUACAAAUUAAUUAAAUAAUAAGUACCUAAAGUUUAGAAACUUGCUAGCUUGAUUACCCCAGAUCCAUCAUAACCCUGACUCGCUGCGGUAUUUAAUGCACAAAAAUACCGAGUCAUUAGAUGAUGUAGAUGAUGCAAAGAUAUUAUGGACUACAAUUUUUUAACAGUAUUUCAUCAUUCACCGCUUACUGAUGUGUACAAUUUAUUAAAGUAUAUUCCAAACAAAUAAAUUAAGAAACUUCUAUUAUGAUA